AUUUUACAUACAUCUUUUACAACUUACAUAUUGGAAAAUAAUGUUUCGUAGAACUAUUGUUAGGUUUCAAAAAACAACAACUACGGCAUUUAGAAGAGCUUAUGCUUCAACUCCUGAGCAUUCGGUCAAUAACUCAUCUGCACACAAGUUAGCCGAAGAAGCAUUAGCUCAAAAAAUAGGUUCUAAAGGUAAAGCUACUUUACCUAAGGGUGAUAAAAAGCCUAUCAAAGCAAAAGGUGAAAAGGACAAUAACUACAAAGAGAUGGCUAUAACUGCAGGUGUAUUUACAGGUCUUGGUCUUGGUGGUUUAUUUUAUUAUGGUCGACCUUUUGAGGAUGAUAGAGAAGACAAAUAUGUAAAUGAAAAUGGACUUGUUGCUGCUUAUAAACGCUGUGCUGAUCGUUUUAAGGAAUUCAAAGAGGGAAUGAAUGAACCCAUGUGGGACAAACUUCUUCCAGAGCCUCUUCCAGAGCCAUAUCGUCGUAAUUACACAUUAGUAAUUAAUUUGGAUGAAACUCUUGUUUAUUCUACUUGGGAUAAAGAACAUGGUUGGCGUCAUGCUAAAAGACCCGGUGUUGAUUAUUUCUUAGCAUAUCUUUCACAGUUCUAUGAAAUUGUUAUUUUCACCUCUCAGUCAUCUAUGAAUGCUAUGCCAAUUUUGGAUAAGCUUGAUCCUUACCAGUAUGCUAUGUAUAGACUUUAUCGUGAGGGUACCCGAUAUGUAAAUGGAAAAUAUGUGAAAGAUUUAUCCCAUUUAAACCGUGAUUUGAGUAAAGUUAUCAUUAUGGAUUCUAAUCCUGAUUCUUUCUCUUUACAACCUGAAAAUGGCAUUGCAUUGAAGCCUUGGAAAGGUGAACCAAAAGACCAAGGUCUUCUAGAAUAUAUUCCAUUCUUAGAAGCUAUUGCCUUAACGAAUCCCGACGAUGUUAGACCAGUUUUAAAGAGUUUUGACGGUAAAUAUAUUCCUGUAGAAUGGGCAAGACGCGAAGAAGAAAUGAAUAAAAUGCAUCGUUUACAAUGGGAACAAGAGCAGGCAAAAAAGAAAACCUCCCGUAAUCUGGGAUCAAUUUUGGGUGGUGGAGCCUCUGCACAAGUUGAGGGACCACCUCCAACUUAUUUACAACAAAUGAGAAAGCAUGUUAGAGAAACAUUUGCUACUGAGUUUGAGCAACAAAAGAAGAUGCAAGAAGAAGCUAUGGCACAGGAUAUGGAAAAACAAAUGCAAAUGAUGAAAGAGAUGAAAAUGUCUGUUUGGGACUUAAUGACACAAGCAGCUUCAGGGCAACCUAUUAUUCCUCCACCUAAUGCUGGACAAUCUCCACAAAAUACUCAACAAUAAAGGGGGUUUUUUUCUUGAUAAUGUAUAUAAUAGUACAUGUAAUAAUUAUACAUAAAAUUACUGCUUUAUUUGAAUACAACAUUUAUUUCUAAUGAAUAUUCUGUUUACUGCGUUCAUAUAUACACAAAU
Molecule: messenger RNA, 1468 nt
Organism: Cokeromyces recurvatus
Lineage: Eukaryota; Fungi; Mucoromycota; Mucoromycetes; Mucorales; Mucoraceae
Product: HAD-like domain-containing protein
Exons: 8
Coding region: 41-1339 (432 amino acids)
Molecular function (GO): phosphoprotein phosphatase activity
Source: RefSeq, a predicted model, not a curated record